AUGGCAGUACUGCUCGAAAACACAGCCAACUGUAUAUGGCUCGCCUUCGAGGCUCUUCAGCAGGACAAGUCGGGUACCGUGCACAAAUCAAAGUUGAAGGUUCUGACUGCGAAUAUAGGAACCUUGCUCGACCUUUAUGGUGUGGAAAAAGGGCUGGAACACUACCGCAGCGCAUUGACACUCACUUUCAAUCAGUUCAAGUACUACCUCAAGACAGAAGUGUUCUCCUCUCUUCCCAACAAACUCCAUCUGUCAGAACUCCGCAUUUACGAACACAAAAUCGCAGAAGUAUGCUGGCUCGUAUGCAGAAGGAAAUACCUUUCGAGAGACCUCAGCGUGUUCUCAGAAGAUUCCUUGUUCCAACUAUUCCGGAUAUUUUGUGUAUUAGCGGAACUGGCACCAGACCAAAACGAUGACAAUAUUUACCAAGCAAUCAUGCAUCCAACAGAAGUGUGCAACAUCGCUCAUUCAUUAUCCAGUUCUUUAGGCUGCGUUUUUGACGAAGAAGAUUUCAUGAAUCUCAGUAUCGCUGUUGGCAGUUUUCGACUAACUCCUUUCAUAGCAAUAUUAGAAUCAAGAUGCUUGAACAAUGUUGAUGAUAGCUUAGCCAUUACUGAAGCAGUAACUGACAUUCACCAGAAAAUAGUUGAAGAUGUUAUCAAGAAAGGUUACCUUUCAAAAAGAGGCUACAUUUUUCCCACCAUGAAGGAAUACUGGUUCGUCUUGAGGCCGUCUGAACUAGCUUACUUUAAAGCCAAGAACGAAAAAGUCAAGUGUGGAUCACUGCCUAUAGAACCAGGAUGCAAAAUAGAACCGAAAACUGGUUAUAAAAUCAUGCUGCACACGUCUGAAAGGUCUUUUGAACUGGGCACGUCCGAUCAUAUGUCGAGACUGCAGUGGAUAUCUGCUCUUCAGUUGGCAUCAGAUCAUGCAGGGGGAUUCCAGGGCUAUCAACAGCUACAAAUAGCGAAGCGGAGACUACAGAGGCAAGGCAGAGUACAGGAAAUGGUCAGAGCGAGGGUCCAACUCCAGCAGGAGAGGAGUGCAAGACAAGCUGCCGAAGGUCAAGCCAAAGAGUUGGAGGCGGUUGUGAAAGAGGAGGCGAAGAAACUCACGGAGUUGGAGCAGUUGAGAACCAAGCUGGAGAGGCUCCUGGAAGAAGAAACUCAGGCGAAGAGAGAUGAAGAAAUAGUGAGAGGGUUACAAGCUCGAGUCUUAGCAGAAGAAUGGGAGAAAAGAGACGAAUUAGAGAGGCUGCAAGACGAGCAGAGACUACUUCUGGAGGAGGAAAGGGAAAAGAGGAAAGAGUACGAAGAGCGACAGAGACAGAAAGAGGAACAAUUAAGAAAUGCUGAAGAACGUCUUGCACAACUAGAAGAAGAACGCCAAGAUCUCGACAACCAGUUGAAAACAGCGAACCAAAAAAUCAGAUUUGCCGAAGACAAGAAAGAAUUACUCGAAGCUAAACUUUAUCAAGCUAUACCCGUUCUGAGAGAAGGUGACAGAGUGAGGCGAGCUCACUCUUUCGUACCGAGCACCAAAGAGCGGCCAGUCAUUUUGGAAGUCCGGUCUGGAACUCUGAAGCGGCCUAGCAAUCAUUUGUGA
Phaedon cochleariae (mustard beetle) is the source of this 1605-nucleotide messenger RNA. NCBI's taxonomy places the organism in Eukaryota, Metazoa, Arthropoda, Insecta, Coleoptera, Chrysomelidae. The record is from the annotation of a GenBank genome assembly.